Messenger RNA from Meleagris gallopavo (turkey), 1559 nucleotides. The record is from RefSeq and is a predicted model, not a curated record. Lineage: Eukaryota; Metazoa; Chordata; Aves; Galliformes; Phasianidae.
AUGGUGUAUUUCCAAGGAUUCCAAGGCUUUGGGUUUGGAGAUGGUGGCUUCCAAAUGUCAUUUGGAAUUGGGGCGUUUCCCUUUGGUAUUUUUGCCACGGCAUUCAACAUAAAUGACGGGCGACCUCCUCCAGCUGUUCCAGGGACUCCUCAAUAUGUGGAUGAGCAGUUCCUAUCCCGCCUCUUCCUGUUUGUGGCUCUGGUGAUUAUGUUCUGGCUGUUGAUUGCAUAAAUCGUUUCCAUUAUUCUGAAUACUCAUAGCCAGAAAGGCUACUGAAACAGUUACAAACUGCUUCCCAUCCCAUUUUAAACCUCUUGGUGUCUGGUUCCGUAGCUAAUCACGGGUUUCAGAAAUUUUUGGUACUGCAGCACAGUGAAGAAUCUCACAUUUUUGCACCACGGUUGGAAAUUAAACAUUGGUUAAAAUGUAUUUCAGCUCGGCUGUCUAGUACAACAGGUUCUGACCACAAACCCUGGGCCUAGCUUUGAGCUCUGCUCCUAAAAGGAGUGCUGCUUUGAAAUCCUGUGCCAAUCAGUUACAACAGGUCUGUGAGAAAGACAGUUGCCCCAAGGUAGACUGGACAGGUAAGGAAACUUCUGCAGCGCCAUCAGUAUCUCAUGCUUGGCAAACAUGGUGGAUCUGCCAGUGCUGUGGCUGUUACUCAGUUUCUUCAAUCAACAUCCAGCCUUCUUCAGGAAAUCACCUGCAGCACAGCUGAGAGUCCUUGGGCACAGCAUGUGAUACAAAUGGAACCAGGUGUGGAGACAGGUUUCUUUUCUUGCUGUUGUUUCCCACAGCAAUGGAAAACUCCUGCCUGAAGCUGCUCUAAUGGUGGUUAGAAGAGCUACUAAUUUAUGCUGCAAUUUUUUUAAAGCCUAAAUUUGCUGGAGCCAGACGCUGGAAGAUUCUCUGAAGAAGCUGGGUGAGGUUAUCGAGCAGUAGGACUUGCCUAUCUGCCUCACCCAGCCCAGUUCCUCGCUGACAUAACAGUGUUGCCUUCCGUGGUUCUGUGCAGCAGCACUUAUGGAUAAUCCCCUCCCAUCCAUGCCACUGCAGCUACAUUUCUUUCUCCCAGGGCUGUGAGACUUCCUACACAAGGUCACAAAUAAAAUCCCAUUAACGACCCUGAAGUUUGGGGAGAGAAAUGAGGGCUCUUCAAGAGAGAUUAGAGCUUAAAUAUGGCAUACCGUAAAAUCAUACGGGAGGAAAAAUGAGAUCCUGCACAUGCCACAGCAAGGAACACUUGGAAGAGCUUCUCUGUGCAGCCAUGCAUGGCUACAACACAGCACAGAACGGCUACAGUGCAAGUCUUGUCAAUAUCUACCAAAGACACGAAUUAGAAGUGCUGGAGGAGACCACGACCAUCUCUGUGCUGAGGGGAAGAUAUUUCCAAAGGUGAAAUGCAGCCCGUUUGGAAUCACGUUGGGUGUACAGCUUUAAAAGUAUUCCUGAUAUAUUUGUAUAGAUUCCUUCAGAAGAGCAGACACGAGGGAUUUCCUAAUGAGAUGAACAAUUUUGAUAUUUCUCUGACUAGACAACUCCAUUUCCUUUUUUUUCUU